AUGAUGCUGCUGUGGAUGACACUGCUUUUUCUUCAUCAAGGAUGUAAGCUGCUUUUUGAUUGUUUCCAAAAAUCUGAAUCAGCGACUUUAACAUGUGCUUUACCAGAUGAAGAGCUCGGCAGCAGAAAAAUCCACUGGUACAAGCAGCGUGUUGGGGAUACUCUUAAAAUCAUUGUGACACUGUUAAAAGCUACAGAGCCUCAGUAUGCUUCACCAUUUUUGGAAGCAAAAUUUUAUGCACGUAAUGAUAAACAUUUUAGCAAACUGACCAUUUUGGAGACAGCCCGAGAAGAUGAGGGAAUGUAUCACUGUGGAAUAACAAACUGGGCUGAUACUGAAUGGAGUGGGACAUAUUUGUUGAUAAAAGGAAACACUCAAAGGACAUCAAACUAUAUUGUUGUCCAGCAGCCAGUUGAAUCAAAUCCAGUCCGUCCAGGAGACACAGCAGAUCUCCAGUGUUCAGUCUUCUCUGACUCUGAGAAUGAGACAUGUCCAGGAGCUCAUAAUGUGUUCUGGUUCAGAGCUGGAUCUCAACCAAACAUCAUCUACACUGAUGGAAACAGUACGAAUCAAUGUGAGAAAAGCUCUGAGACUCAGAAGAAAUGUGUUUAUCGCUUCUCUAAGAACAUCGACUCCUCAGAUGCUGGGACUUAUUACUGUGCUGUGGCCACAUGUGGGGAGAUAUUAUUUGGCAAUGGAAAUACACUGGAUAUUCAUGAAAGCAGCGUGCUGUCACAGAGAGCCAGUACAGUUUUCUUUCGUUGUGCUGUCGUGGUUAUAACUCUGAUUGUUAUAGCUGCCCUCAUCUACACAAUCAAAACAAACAACAGUGAUCAUUGCAAAGUUGCUCUCCUGCAGAAAAACGUGAUUAAUCAGAAAAGGCAACAGAAUAAGGACACAGAGCGGUUUUCUGCUGUUGUCUUUACCAUGAUGAAAGUUGACAGAAGUAAAAUAAAGGACACAAACACAGUGAAGCGGGAGCAGAUCUACAUGGCUGUCAAGGCUUUUGGGCUGGAUUAG
Archocentrus centrarchus (flier cichlid) is the source of this 1020-nucleotide messenger RNA. RefSeq lists its product as uncharacterized. NCBI's taxonomy places the organism in Eukaryota, Metazoa, Chordata, Actinopteri, Cichliformes, Cichlidae. The record is from RefSeq and is a predicted model, not a curated record. Gene Ontology annotation, biological process: response to bacterium. Bases 1 to 1020 code for a protein of 339 amino acids. The transcript is spliced from 6 exons.